CGUAUGGGUACACCUUACUACCUAAAGCCAUAUACCAAAUGAACGAACGAACGAACUGUGUUCGUACACAUCUUAUCUCAUGGAAAGAGUCUUUUGUUCGCCUCCGUGGCGGUUGGAUGUGGUUCUUGUAGCUACGCAUAUUUUUUGAUCGCGGGGACUGCGUACGCGUUGUCCCCGUUUUUCUUUCUACUUCAUAUUACUGGGAAAUGGCGUAUGGACAUUGCUGAAUGUAGUCCGGAGCCAUAUAACGAAUAAAAAAAAAAUUAUCUCAUGGAAACGAUGACUGGCGUUGGAGCAGAACUGUUCUGCUUGAAGCCAUCUAUUGAACUAUGAACUGUGUUCGCACGACAGUGUGUUUUGAAAUAUUUCAUGCCAUUGUACGAUUGUCUGUGAAUUUGUCUCUCUGAUGGCGUCUCCCGCUCCAAAAUCACCCGAAUUAUCUGAAAAAGCUCGCAAAUAUGAUAGACAACUAAGAUUAUGGGGUGAUCAUGGACAAGCAUGCUUAGAAACUGCUCAUAUCUGUGUUAUAAAUGCCACUGGACUUGGUACAGAAAUUUUGAAAUCGUUAGUACUUCCAGGCAUCGGAGCUUUUACCAUAGUUGAUGGCAAAAAAAUUACCGAUGAAGAUGUAGGAGCUAAUUUCUUUCUAGAAGCAGAUAGUAUUGGGAAAUCAAGAGCACAGGUGGCUACUCAGAUGCUUUUAGAAUUGAAUCUUGAUGUAACAGGUGAUUAUAUUGAUGAAGAGCCUGAAGAAAUUUUAUCCAAUAGUCCAGAUUUUUUCAACAACUUUACAGUGGUUGUAGCUACUUCACUGACUGAGAAAACAUUAAUCCUGUUGUCAAGAAGACUUUGGGAACUGAAUAUUCCUCUGAUAGUAUGCAGGAGUAUAGGAUUUAUCGCUUAUAUGCGGAUUCAAGUAAAGGAGCAUACAGUUGUAGAAUCACAUCCAGAUAAUGAAACAUUGGACUUGCGUCUAGACAAACCAUUUGACAGCUUAAAGAAACAUUUAGAUUCCAUAAAUCUUGAUGAAAUGAGCUUCAAGGACCACUGUCAUGUACCAUAUCUAAUCAUUUUGUAUAAACUUGUGGAAAAAUGGGUUUGUCAGCAUGGCACAUUACCAAAGACCUACAACGACAAGCAGGAGCUCAAGCAGAUGAUACAGAAUGACAUGAGACGCGAUGAGAACGAUUUGCUCAAUAGUGAAGAGAAUUUUGAGGAAGCUAUAAAAGCUGUGAAUACGGCCGUUAGAUCGAGUGACAUUCCUGAUCACGUUAAGAACAUACUGAACGACGAUUGUUGCAUUAAUUUGACGGCAAAGAGCAGCUCCUUCUGGAUUAUCGCGAGGGCGGUGCGUGAUUUCAUUGAUAACGAAGGCGGCGGGUUGCUGCCACUCAAAGGCGCUCUACCCGAUAUGACUGCCGACACUGAAAAAUAUAUUACACUACAACAAAUUUAUCAUAAGCAAGCAUCAGCAGAAGCAGAAGCUGUAUGGCGGCGUACUUUGCAGUUGCUACGUCAACUGGGGAGACCAUCGGACUCGAUUCUAGAGAAAGAUGUCAAGAUGUUCUGCAGACAUGCAACUGAUAUUCAUGUGGAGAGAGGAAGUUGCAUCGCGGACGAAUAUGACCCCAAGGUUUUUGAUACUAAUACUAUAGUUCAAAAUUUAGAGAAUCCCGAAAGUAUGAUGAUUUAUUACGUUAUGCUACGUGGAGUAGACAAAUUCCAAGCGGAGUAUAACUCGUAUCCCGGCGAGUUUGACGAUCAAGUGGAGCCUGAUAUCGUGAAACUUAAAACUUGCCUCACGAAAUUGUUAAGUGAAUGGGGAUGUGGACCAUUGGCCAAAGACGAUUACGUGCACGAGUUUUGCAGAUUCGGUGGUGCGGAACUGCAUUCCGUCUCGGCAUUUUUAGGUGGUCUCGCAGCGCAGGAAACUAUCAAAUUUAUCACGAAUCAGUAUAAACCUAUUCACAAUACCUUCAUCUGCGAUGCCGUCACAUCGAAUUCCGGAACGUUCUUUUUUUAAAACAAACUGUUACAUGAGAAGAAUAUAUUUAUGUUUCAAUCAAAAAUGAUAAUACAAUUUGAUAAUGCGUAUUAGUUUUAUGAAUUCUUUCUUAGCUUAUUAUCUUAAAUCAAUUAUUAUUUUAGAUUAAGAUAGUUCCCUGGGGGAUGUUAAUAUUUCUACUACCCUAUUUCUCUUGUCUUUCAUAAUUCAUCUCGCGCGUUAUUGAGUCUUUUUCAUCAACAUUAAAUCAAAAGAUGUUCCACUAAAGAAGGAAAAAAAUAUAUGACAAAAACAGGUUUAAAAAAUCAAUACAUUUG
This is a messenger RNA of Harpegnathos saltator (Jerdon's jumping ant), 2322 nucleotides long. It is a transcript of the gene APP-BP1, whose product is annotated as Nedd8-activating enzyme E1 regulatory subunit APP-BP1. Gene Ontology annotation, biological process: protein neddylation. Gene Ontology annotation, molecular function: NEDD8 activating enzyme activity. The record is from RefSeq and is a predicted model, not a curated record. The transcript has 8 exons. Gene Ontology annotation, cellular component: cytoplasm. Lineage: Eukaryota; Metazoa; Arthropoda; Insecta; Hymenoptera; Formicidae. The coding region runs from base 407 to 2023 and encodes 538 amino acids.